Molecule: messenger RNA, 255 nt
Organism: Penicillium samsonianum
Lineage: Eukaryota; Fungi; Ascomycota; Eurotiomycetes; Eurotiales; Aspergillaceae
Exons: 1
Coding region: 1-255 (84 amino acids)
Source: RefSeq, a predicted model, not a curated record
AUGUCUACCCUGACCGGAAGGCUUGAAGCCAAUCGGAACGCUCUUGAUAACUAUAAUGGGGGCAUGGUAGCCACGGUCCCCAUUGGAACGACGGUGUACGAGCUGUGGAGUGCUUUAAAGAUUGAAAAUGAUCAUCUUCAUGGGUUCUCUCCUUUUUCCCCAGAAGAUAGCAAAGAUAUCGUGAAGGCUCUGGGCUCAUUUGGCCAAGCUGAUACCGAUAACCUGGAUGCUUACAAGCGGAAGGUCAGCCCCUAA